AUGAAGCGCCAGCAAAGGGAAAUGGAGAGCACCCUCUCCAAGUCUCCUCUUCACACACAUAAAUGUAUGAGUCGCACACCCUUCAACCGUUUGUUCGCCGGAGUUUACACCACCGCCAUCUUUGCUCUGCUCUACCACCAUGUACUCACACUUCUCCACUCCACCACGUUAGUCUCCUUCUUUAUAUCUAUAUCUAUGUUAAUCUCUGAUAUUCUUCUGGGAUUGAUGUGGUCCACCACACAAGCCUUUCUCAUGCCAAUCCUUCGCCAACAAUUCCCUGAAAACCUUGAGAAAGUCGUUGAUCGGAUGGAUUUUCCGGCGAUGGACAUCUUUAUAUGCACUGCAGAUCCCUACAAAGAGCCGCCGAUGACCGUCGUCAACACGGCCUUAUCGGUGAUGGCUUAUGACUACCCAACGGAGAAGCUUUCGGUGUAUGUAUCAGACGAUGGAGGUUCGGAGCUCACUCUCUUUGCUUUAAUGGAGGCUGCAAAGUUUGGGAAGCACUGGUUACCCUACUGACGGCAAAAUAACAUCGUAGAUAGGUGUCCAGAAGCUUACUUCAGAUCAAACCACCCUAGGAGUUCAGAGACAGAGAAAAUCAAGGUGAAUUCUUCAUUAAGCGAUAAAUCUUCACUCUUUAUUGGAUAUUUAUAUUUUUGUGUUCAUCCGUUUGAGUUUUGCAUUGAACUUAUUUAAUGUUUUUAUUCCUUUUUCCUUUCCUAUUGGCCUUUUUCCAAUUCCAUUUUCCGUUUUGUGCUUCUUGUCUGUGUGUACUGUGUAUAUCACUUGUAUAUCUUUGUGAAUACACACACACACACACAUAUAGCUAGUUUUGUACUUUCAAUUUCCCUGUUUUGAUGUUGAGCAAGCAACUAAGGCUACA
Ilex paraguariensis (yerba mate) is the source of this 883-nucleotide messenger RNA. NCBI's taxonomy places the organism in Eukaryota, Viridiplantae, Streptophyta, Magnoliopsida, Aquifoliales, Aquifoliaceae. The record is from the annotation of a GenBank genome assembly.